CAACCCUCCUCCCGACCUAACAACAACGCAGUAGUAACAUUCAUCUUUGUAUCACACAUUCGUGAAUUAAACAUCAAAAUGCCUACCGAUGCUCAAGUUGCUGGUGGCCACAAGGCUAACCUGAAGAACCCCAAUUCUUCGGAAGAGAGCAAGCAGCACUCCAAGGAAGUGCUUGACCAGGAGUUCAAUGGUGGAGAUGUUCCCAAGGCUGGGGAUAAUGAGGAGAAAAACCCAAAUAAUGUUGCUGGUGGACUUAAGGCCACCAUGAAUAAUCCUAAUGUAUCGGAGGAGGCUAAGCAGAAUGCCAAAGAGCGCCUCGAUGACAUGUAAUGAUGUGUGGUUAAGCUGAAAUAGAUACUUGUGACUCACAGCUCCAACGUUUUACAUCACACUAUAUUAGGCG
Messenger RNA from Pseudomassariella vexata, 403 nucleotides. RefSeq names its product conidiation protein 6. The transcript has 3 exons. Lineage: Eukaryota; Fungi; Ascomycota; Sordariomycetes; Amphisphaeriales; Pseudomassariaceae. Gene Ontology annotation, cellular component: cytoplasm. The coding region runs from base 79 to 330 and encodes 83 amino acids. The record is from RefSeq and is a predicted model, not a curated record.